AUGUCUUUGGAUGGCAACUCCUUUCGUGUGAUAUACGAGAAUGAGGAGCUUGUUGUUGUCAGCAAGCCGCACGACGUGCCGAUGGACGGGGCGGACUUUCCCGUGACAGUAGAAGAAUGGGCGAUGGCACACCGCGCAAAGGCCGGAAGCGGUGACGAUAUGUCGUCAGUGGGCGCCGCUGGUAAACGCAUAGGGAAGAAGGUGGUGAAGUUUGUGCAUCAGUUGGACUACGCCACGAGCGGUGUGUUGUGCGUCGCCUUUUCAAAGGAGAUGGCCGCGCGACUUGCGCAUUGCUUUGAAAUGCGCACAACGCACAAGGCAUAUCUUGCGAUUCUGCGUGGAAUAUUGCCGCCGCUGAACAGAAACAGCACUGAGGGGUUUCUUGUUGACUCGCGCUGCGCCAGUCACGUUUACACGGUGUCACUCGACGAGCCGCCCAACGCACGCUUUAUCUGCCGGUGUGUGGACGAUGCCGGUGGAAAGAGCGGUGUUUCGCGUGAUGCCGCACUUCUUGCGGUGGACCUCCCGGUGGGGUAUGACGAGACGGAUGCGGAGGGGUUCCGUAUGGCGGUGAAUGGGCGAGAUGCACGGGAGAGCCUGACGUACGUGUAUGUGCUGCAGCGCGGAUACAUGACACCGCCUGCAUCAAGCGGGCGUUCGGUGCCUGUGUCGAAAGUUCUUCUUAUCCCGCGAACAGGACGGCGGCAUCAACUCCGCGUUCACUGUCAUGCCAUCGGCUUUCCUAUCCUUGGUGAUGUUACCUACGAGAGGCUAUCGACGCCGUGUGGUAUUAGUACUACUACUACUACUACCUCCCUGGACACGGCAGGUGAGGCGCAAGGAACCGAUGCGGAGGCAUGGGCACGGAUGAUGCUGCACGCGUGGCGCCUCUCGUUCCCCGUGAGCGUGGAGCCGGUAGGGUGCGGAAAGGAGCGCUAUUUGCAGAAGAAAAGGCGACGUCGGGAGACGCUGGGUUUGGUGGACGCCGCCACCGCUGCUGGCGAAGAGGAUGCUGUGUGGACGCACUUUGAAACAGAAGACCCGUUCCAGUCGCUUCUCUGCGAUGGGACUCCAUCGACUACGUGCGGCGGUGGCUGA
This is a messenger RNA of Trypanosoma grayi, 1098 nucleotides long. RefSeq names its product pseudouridylate synthase. The transcript has a single exon. Gene Ontology annotation, molecular function: RNA binding; pseudouridine synthase activity. Lineage: Eukaryota; Euglenozoa; Kinetoplastea; Trypanosomatida; Trypanosomatidae. Gene Ontology annotation, biological process: pseudouridine synthesis. The record is from RefSeq and is a predicted model, not a curated record. Bases 1 to 1098 code for a protein of 365 amino acids.